Mus musculus (house mouse) is the source of this 5247-nucleotide messenger RNA. RefSeq names its product regulating synaptic membrane exocytosis 4 (gene Rims4). The record is from RefSeq and is marked validated. Bases 291 to 1100 code for a protein of 269 amino acids. Gene Ontology annotation, molecular function: transmembrane transporter binding; small GTPase binding. NCBI's taxonomy places the organism in Eukaryota, Metazoa, Chordata, Mammalia, Rodentia, Muridae. The transcript has 6 exons. Gene Ontology annotation, biological process: exocytosis. Gene Ontology annotation, cellular component: membrane; synapse.
AGAGCGCGCUGCGCCGCCGCCGCCACCACCACCACCACCGCCACCACCGCCGCCACCGCCACUGCCUCCGCCACCGCCGCCGCCACCGCCGCGAGCACCUCGCGUCUCGGGCUCCACGCGCCGCCAGUGUCCGGCCCUCUGCGCCCGGCCACCAGCCCCGCCGCCUGCCCGCGGAGCCCCGGGCCGCCGCCACCACGCCGCGCGCCGUACUCCGCGUCAAGAAUGGGGCGGCCAAGCUGCCCAAGCCGCCCGCCGCCGCCGCGGCCGAGGCUCCUGGCGCGGGCGCGGGCAUGGAGCGCUCGCAGAGCCGCCUCAGCCUGUCCGCCUCCUUCGAGGCGCUCGCCAUCUACUUCCCGUGCAUGAACUCCUUCGAUGAUGAGGACGCAGCAGACAGCCGGAGGCUGAAGGGUGCCAUCCAGAGAAGCACAGAGACGGGACUGGCCGUGGAGAUGCCCAGCCGGACGCUCCGCCAAGCCAGCCAUGAGUCCAUCGAGGACAGCAUGAACAGCUAUGGCUCAGAGGGCAACCUUAACUAUGGAGGAGUUUGUCUAGCUUCAGAUGCCCAGUUCAGUGACUUCCUGGGGAGUAUGGGACCAGCACAGUUUGUGGGCCGCCAGACCCUGGCUACCACACCCAUGGGGGAUGUGGAGAUUGGCUUGCAGGAGCGGAAUGGUCAGCUGGAGGUGGACAUCAUCCAGGCCCGGGGACUGACUGCCAAGCCAGGCUCGAAGACACUGCCAGCUGCCUAUAUCAAGGCCUAUCUGCUGGAGAAUGGUGUCUGCAUUGCCAAGAAGAAAACCAAAGUGGCCCGCAAGUCACUGGACCCGUUGUACAACCAGGUGCUUCUGUUUCCUGAGAGUCCCCAGGGCAAAGUCCUGCAGGUAAUCGUGUGGGGAAACUACGGGCGGAUGGAGCGGAAGCAGUUCAUGGGCGUGGCUCGAGUCCUGCUGGAGGAACUGGACUUGACCACCCUGGCCGUGGGCUGGUACAAGCUCUUCCCCACCUCCUCCAUGGUGGACCCAGCCACAGGUCCGCUGCUUCGGCAGGCAUCCCAGCUGUCCCUCGAGAGCACCGUGGGGCCCUGUGGCGAGCGAUCUUAAUGCCGGGGAGGGGGAGGGGCUCCGCGAGAUGGCCUGGAGACCACCCAGCCCUGACCUGGGACCCCAGGCCCAGGGGCACAUUGGACAUUGGAGGAUGGGGUUCUUCCCCCACAGUGGGGAAGCAGAAUGGGGAGACCUGCCCCCCUUGGGCCCCUCCUCACUCCUUCACCUCCUACCCCUGAGACCUUCCCUUUCCCAGUGGGUUGGCUACACUUUUGACUUGGCCGGUUUUGACCUGGUGGAUGCGGCUACAAUCAGAGAAGGACUGAGGUGGCAGAGCAAACCACUCUUCUGCCCUACCCCACCCCACCCCACCUGUCCCUCUUUUGCCUCCUUGGAAGCUCGCUGCCCAGAGCCAAGUCCAGAACCAAGCCGGCCAUCUCCAUGGUGCCAAUUACCAGCAAGUGUCUUUCCUGCGGCACUGGGUUCCGGCAGCUACUCCAGCCCCAGAGCUGAUGGGGCAGUUUGCAAGGAUCCGGAGCCAGCUCCUGAGGGGGGCGCCCAGAGCUCCCCACUUGGAGGGGAGUAUGGGUCUCCUUCUGCCUGCCCGUGGAAGGAGCUUUGCCGCAGCCUGUCUGAGUCCAUCCAUCCAUCCCCUCCUACCUGUCCCUCUGCUGGAAGCUCUAGGAAUUGGGAGCCAGCAGAGACCAAAGGGAAGGAGGAGGUACCUGAGGCUUGGCAGGAUCCCCAGGGGUCCUUGCCCCAUGGGAUUGCAACAAGCUGGUCUGGAGCUCUUGGUGGACUGGAAAGGACAUUGUCAUCUGUGAUAUGGUGGAGGACUGUGGGGACCUGAGUUUCCAGAACCUUGCACAUAGGGAACGACUCUCCAGUGUCGGGGGUAGUAGGAGCGGAGCAUUGAAGAAAGCUGGAAUUAGGUCUAAGUGACACCAAGGUCAGGGGUUUCUAAACAGGAGACCCCUCCUUGUUGGAUGGGAUCAAAGGUAAUCUUGUUAUCCUCUGCCUCUGGGCCAGGGUCUUGGAGAGGCAUUAGAGCCGCACACAUUUUAGUCUUUAAAUAAACCAUCCUGUACCAAGGGCAGAAGCCACUGCCCAGCCUCAUCACCUUGGCUCAAGGAGAGAUGGCGUUCCAGGAGGAGGGAUGCAGAGCUGUAAGUGUAAGAAUUUAGAGGCUCCAAUGAGACCUGGGCAGCUGCCUUCCUGUGGCCCUCCCUGGGGCCUGCGGGAGCCCUUUUGCAUGCGAGGGAGGACACAGUCAGGCCCCUAUAGAAGCACAUUUCUAUCACCCCUCCUGGGAGGCGCCCAGCAGCCCGCCAGUCCUCCUCACUAGUCCCUGCUGUGUAGGGUGUAGUCCAGGUUAGCUGGGUAGUUAGUGUUCACGCCUGAGGCCUGUUAGCUCAGAUGUAGUCUUUUUUUUUUUUCUUCAAGCCCCGGGCUGUGAGGAGAGGGAGACCCCAGUACAUUCCAGAAGAUUACAGACUCUCUCUAGCCUGGGCUGGGCUGGGCUGGGCUGGGCUGCCUGGCUCCCUGGAGGCCAGCCCUUCCGCCUUCUCCCUGCCUUCCUCUCUCCUCCCUUCUAGGGUUGUAGCCCUAACUGUUCAUCACACUCAGCACGCUGGUGUCACACCUUCAGCAUUCCCGAGGGUUGUUGGGCCUUGCAGAGGGGCCUGGACUCCAUUAGAGGGUGUCAUUUUCCACCAAGGAUGCCAGGACUCUAUUGAGUCCCACCUGGUUCCUGGUUCAUCUACCAAGAAAUUCCUUCUACUUGGAAAUUCUCCCAUUCCCAGGCUGGCUAAGCCCGGAGUGCCCUUUAGGGUUCUGUCCAGUUCUGUCAUCUCCACAUGCAGCUGUUGACACUACACAGGGAAGGGGCUGUGGACAGGCCCCUCUUCUCCCAUUGGUCUUCAGAGUGUCAUUGGGACUGUGGAUGGGCAGGCCUCCUGAACAAGGGAGCAGGGCUCUCGAUGGGCUCCUUUUUGAGGCCCACAGUUAGCCAUCACCCCAUUUUUUCAACAGUGUGAUAUCCUCACUGUUAGGUUAUUACUCGCUGUUUGGAAUAUUUUGAGCCAGGAGGGCACCUUCCCUCUCCAGCUGUCACUGCUGUGGUUGUUCAGGGUGGGACAGAGCCUGGCUGUCACGACCAGGGGGGAGAGACUCAGCUCUAAUUUGAGAGAGAGAGAGAGAGAGAGAGAGAGAGAGAGAGAGAGAGAGAGAGAGAGCAUGAUAGCACCAAGGAGCACUGACUCCAAAGCAAUAACACCCUGAGGUGGUCAGUGAGACCCCUCAGUGACUUUCUUGUUUGUUCUGUGAAAUCUCGCUCACCUCCUGGAGGGGUAGAGUGAGGGGCUGGAGCCCCAUUUCUUGUACCAUUGUAAGCGUGUGCCCCACUUCCAAGGGGCUGUGACCACUGGGUGUGGGAGCCAUUUCUGUCCUCACCAAAGGACUCGGGGCAGAGUGAUUUUCAUCCAUAGCUUCGGGGACCAACAAGCCCAGCCUGUUCCCACUGCUGUCUGACCCUCUGUCAACUCAAACUCUGCCAUCAGGAAAGGAGCAGAGGGGGUGGAGUUGGGGGCCCUUUCUGGUGCUGUGUCUCUAAGGGUGUUUCUUUUUUUUUCCCCUCUGGACAAAAGUCAUGUAUAGGACUGCCAUGUAAAGGGGCCAUCUCCAUUUUCCUCACCCAGAAUGCCUCUGCGUUCUGAAGGGAAGGGCCUGUAGAUUUUUAGCCCAUUUGCAUUUUUAAAAAGAAUACUAAGGCCCUGCGUGAGGAGAGCCAACGUGGGGUCCUUGGUAUGUCCGGUGGCAUUUCCGCCUAGGGGUCCCCUUCAUGUCUCAUGCUGAGCCAGAGUCAGGGAAGGAUGAAGGGGACAGCCAUUUCUCAUCCUUUCUGCUGCUUUUCUUUGGAGCCUCCUGGUGGCUCCCAGUUAUGUCAGGACAAAGCUGUAGCUCAUCUGAGAGGUUAGGAAACUCGGGCCACAGCAGGCCUCUCAGCAACAUGCACUGGGGGACAAAGCUGGGAGACCACUGCUCAAGGGCAGGUUGGCCACCAUCAUUAUUUCCAGCCGUUAGGCACAGGUGGCCCUGCCCUGCUUGGCUCUCUUCUGGGAGAAGAGGGUGGUUACAGGGAGGGGUGCCAGGUUGUCUGGGGUCUCCUGGGCAAUUUCUCCAGGGAUCAUGAGCGGAAGGGUUUUAGGCUGGGUUGUUACCUCUCCAGGUCCAGCUGGGAGUGGGUUGCCAACAAACAAGCUACUUCCUGGGUUUGUAGAGUAGGGGGGGGGCUCAGGGGAGUCCUCUCUAACCUUCAGAGGCGAUAGCAACCCCUUCCCAUAGCACCUCCCACAGCGUGUCCCCCGUGAUUUUACUCUGACCCCCAUAAGAACCCCAAAUAGCAAGCAAAGGGAUGCCUGUAUUGACAGCCUUGUUUUCAGAAGGGAACGGAGGAGGUCCAAUGAGAGAGGGGGGGGGAGAGAGAGAGAGAGGGAGAGAAAGAAAGAGAGAGAGAGAGAGAGAGAGAGAGGUGCUUGCUCAAGUUGUGACUUUGAAAGUGCCAGCUCGUUCUCCGGUGGUUCACAGCACAGGUGUGCAAGCACGUUAGCAGAGGCGGUUAAGUGGUUCACAUGUGAUUCACCACCGGGUUCCUUCUUGAGCACUUUGGGGUUCAGAAACAGCACAGGGGCUCCCACACUCUCCCAAGGCAGAGCUGUUGCACCAGGCAAGGUCACCUGCAUUUAUUUAUUGAGCAACAGCGAGUGCUACACCAGGCCCAGAGCCUUAGACCCCUUUCCUGUCCCCUGCAAUGGCUCUCUUGGCCCUCCAAGAGGGCCUGUGUCUGCAAAACAGGACCUUAGUGGACAGAGAGUUUCUAUAGGCUUGCCUAGCAAGCCCAAGGGUUUUUUUCCUUUCAGCAAGAGAGCCUGUGUGGGCUGGGUGGGAGGCUAGAAGUAGACAUAGGUGUUACCUCUGAGUCCUUUGUGCCAUCCUGCAAGGUGACAGGAAGAUGGGACCCCAGAGUCCUUGGGCUGGGAGCCUCCCUUCAUCUACCCACCUUUCCCUGUGUCCUCUUGGGGAGCAGGAACGGCCUGGUCCUCCAGGGAGGGAGGGUUUGGGGUGCGUCUGAGUUGGAGUGGGUCACAUGGCAUUGUAUUCAUGACCACAUAGCUCAUGUUGGAAAUUAAAGUUUUUGGCUUUUCUA